GUCUCUACGUCACUCCUCCUCAGUCCAAAUGUGGUCACUUCCUGUUCACUGGUUGCAAAAAAACCAAAAUGUCCACUUCUUGUAAACAGUCCGUGGUUUUAAUCCGCUUCUUCUUCUUCUUCUUUCCUCCCAGAUGACCGAUAACAGCAUCAAUCUCCCGGAUCACGUGACCUGCUCCAUCCAGUGGGCGGACGCCGUGGUGCUGGUGUACUCCACGACGGACCGCCGCAGCUUCGACCUGAUCGAGCAGCUGCACCAGCAGGUCGUCCACACCGGCGGCGCCACCAUGCCCCCCGUGAUCCUGCUGGCCAACAAGGCGGACCUGCUGCACCUGAGGCGCGUGGACUCCCAGCAGGGCUCGCUGCUGGCGUCCACGCUGGGCUGCUCCUUCUACGAGGUGUCCGCCAGUGAGGACUACAGCCAGGUGCACAAGGCCUUCCACCGGCUGUGCUGCCAGCUGGCCAAGCAGCAGCCGGCGGCGCCACCAACGCCGGCUGCCGCCAACGCCACGGAGAAGAGGCGCUCGCUCCUCAUCCCCAGGCCCAAGUCGCCCAACAUGCAGGACCUGAAGCGGCGCUUCAAGCAAGCGCUGUCGGCGAAGGUGCGGACCGUCACCUCGGUGUGAGGAGAUGCUGAGACGGUGUUUUAAAACGUGGGCCAGAGCGGCCAGAGAAAGAAAGCCUUUAGAGGCGGAUCACAAGUCCUCGGAUCAGUCGGGAGGCUGAAUCUUUACGGGAGGCGACGUCCUCUGAAGUGACGGCCGUCUGUCCCGUCAGGUACUGAGUGUGAGGAUGUCCAUCACGUGUCACGAGAGGCGACACCUGAGGAGAAGCAGCUGCGAGACUGAAGUUAAAACAAACUCAAAUCCAGCUCUCCUGGCAGCAGCAGCGCUGAAGGACGGCUUAUUUUUAGCCGACUGUGGCUGUUUUUAAUUCAGACUGCCUCUGCAUGGCUCCACUAGAUGUUGGUGUUAUUAUAACAGACACUUGAGCCGGGCUGUGUGUGUGUGUUUGCAGCAUUGUGAUUGACAGGCUGAUGCAGCAGUAUGUAGCGUGUUAUCACUGAUGACCUUUAUGAACAAAAGAGCGACCCAAAGGGCCUUUUUGUUAUUUGUUACAAAUUCACCUUGUGUUCACAAUAAAAAAGAAAAUGAUGAAUUUAA
Anarrhichthys ocellatus (wolf-eel) is the source of this 1162-nucleotide messenger RNA. It is a transcript of the gene rasl11b, whose product is annotated as RAS-like, family 11, member B. The transcript has a single exon. Bases 134 to 625 code for a protein of 163 amino acids. Gene Ontology annotation, molecular function: GTPase activity; GTP binding. The record is from RefSeq and is a predicted model, not a curated record. Lineage: Eukaryota; Metazoa; Chordata; Actinopteri; Perciformes; Anarhichadidae.